AUGGGUCGUCCAGAUCAAACUCCGAGUCCGAGAAUGCACAACAACUUCAAUCCGAUGUUUCAUCCACAACCUGCACCUGAACCACCGGUGUACGAAAAGCAAAUGGUCGACACCGAGCAGAAAUAUCCUCACAAUGGUGGAAUGCUUAACCAAUCAAGCGGAGUACCAAAUAUGCCCAGACCGGUUCAACCUACGUAUAUCAAUCCCGGUCGAAUGGGUAACCAACCUUACGUACCACCACAAAUGGCCCGACCGGUAAAUAUUAACCAAAACUGGACUUCAGGACUUUUUGAUUGCAUGAACGAUGGUGAAAAUGCAAUCAUCACAUGUUUCUUUCCAUUCGUCACAUUUGGACAGAUCGCAGAAGUUACCGAUGAAGGUGCAACAAGUUGUGGAACGGGUGGAAUGUUGUACGGCUUGAUAUGUUGUUUAUUUGGGAUACCAUGUGUUUACUCAUGCACAUUCCGGGCCAAGAUCCGAAGCAAAUUCGGGUUAGCGGAUGCUCCAGCUCCAGAUUGGAUCACUCAUUGCUUCUGUGAAUAUUGUGCACUUUGCCAAGAAUAUCGUGAGCUCAAGAACCGUGGCCUUGACCCUGCCAUUGGAUGGAGUGGGAAUGUGCAAAGACAGCGACAACAACAAGAGAUGAUGGCUCCCCCAAUGGGUCAGCGGAUGAUGGGUUGA
This is a messenger RNA of Brassica rapa (field mustard), 681 nucleotides long. Its product is annotated as protein PLANT CADMIUM RESISTANCE 6. The record is from RefSeq and is a predicted model, not a curated record. Lineage: Eukaryota; Viridiplantae; Streptophyta; Magnoliopsida; Brassicales; Brassicaceae.